AUGCUCGUUGAAUCUCUGUUCGAGUUCUUCGUGAUAUCUCGCAUGCUGAUCUCGCAGACUUCAUCAGUGAAUUGGAACGACAAGGUAAGCCAUGUUCAUCUUUUUUGUAAGUUCUCCCAUUUUUUCUUUUGUUUUUAAGCUUUUUAUGAUCCAAACUUUCGUGUUUUCCAAAACAGAUCAUGGAAAUUAACGCAGAAGCCAUAGGAAGUCUGUCAAACCUUUUGCAUGAACGCGGGUAAGGCUCUUGAUUUCAGUUUAUCCAACUAUUUUAGGAACUAUUCUUUCGUCUUCUACAUUUUUUUAAAUAUUUCAAUACGUUUUUCUUUUCUUUUCCAGUCUUGAGUUACCUGUAACCCUGAGAGACCUGCUAGUCAAUGCAAGGUCUUUAUCAGGGAAGACCCAUAACAAAGAACUCCGAUCAUAUAUUUACAGGGAAAUGUUUACGUUUUUAGCGGUAGGUAAUCUUGAAACCAUGUCUUUAAAAUGAUGGUCUGAUUUUCGUUAGAAUCAGUGAUGUCAUUUAUAACUUUAACUAUAACUGCAGUCAAAUUGAAAUCAACAGCGGAAUAAAGCAUUCGGUUGGGAGUAUAGAAGAAUAUACAUGUACGGAAGGUGUGAAAUUCACAACUGCGUUCCACGUGUGCUCCGUUUGAUCAGCACUCCGUGCAGUUGCAAAUUGCGAAAGAAUGCCAAGUUUGUGGCUUUUCGAUCCAAAUCAGGAACAUAAUAUAACAUUCUGCUUCCAUUUUUUUCUCUCUUUCGACAUUCUGACCGCCCAGACUUUACCCUGAGAAUCUCUACCGAGUAAGUUUAUCUAUUAUUCAUCUCGGUCGACCUUUGUCAGUUUAGAAAUGGGCUUAUUCUUUUGUUAUAAACUGUUUUUUCCACUAUGGAGCAAAGAGUAGUGUAAACAAUUCGUUGUGUUAUUUAGUAGCCCACUACUGUCCUCACUCAAGGAAGUAGGGUCUACAUCUUCAUAGGUUUAUGUAGUGACUGAAGCUGAUCACUGCAGUAAUGAGAAUCUUUAGAUUUGGUGAUUAGUAACCAAUCCUAAACACUUGUCUCUACAUAAAUACCAAACACUUAGCAUACUGAAAUGUAUCUUUCUUUUCCUUUUCCAGCAUCAAAAUGGCAUAGGAGAUGGGUCAUCCCUCAUAUAUCCCCCAGAAAUAGUUGACACUAUUCGUCAACUAUAUCCUGGGGAUAUAAAAAAUUAUACACCCAAGAGUAAAAAGGUAAGAAAAAUUAUUCAACUUGUGCCAAGAAACUAGAGUAAGAUUUUAAGACUUUGUUUCUGUCAUAGAGAAAGGGCUUCUACGAAGUACCUCUGGAGGAGCUCAUCAAAGUUUACAAGGAGGCUGAUCUGAGGAAUGACUUACAGGUAAGCACUUUUUCCAUAGGUGGAGUGUUCAGCAAACCACUUUUGGCUUACUUAAUCUAUAGCCUUCGCGGGGAAUGGCUCGGUAUUCUAUAAGAUAAAGCUUAAUGGGUUAUUGACCCAUAUCUGUUUGGUGCCAUGGACCUGGUAGUUCAUCCAGAAAAAAGAUGAGCAAGGCAGGAAUGGCCAUUGCUUGACGGCAUUUUUUACAGCAAGAGUAAUAUUACUAAUAUCUCUUUAAUAGUAGAGACAAUCAAAAUGGAAGAUGUGAAAUGUACAUUAGUCCUAUAUUUGAAUGACAUGAUUACCCUAACAAGAGUCCAAAUCCUCCUUUAGCAGGACUGGGUCUUGUCUUAUUUUUUUUUUACCAUUUCCUUGUGUUCAUUUUCUCUCUCCUUUUUUUGCAGCAAGCCCAAGAUGGCCCUAGCUCACCAGCAGCCAAGAGACCAAAAAAAGAGUAA
This is a messenger RNA of Porites lobata, 1839 nucleotides long. Lineage: Eukaryota; Metazoa; Cnidaria; Anthozoa; Scleractinia; Poritidae. The record is from the annotation of a GenBank genome assembly.